Molecule: messenger RNA, 3729 nt
Organism: Rattus norvegicus (Norway rat)
Lineage: Eukaryota; Metazoa; Chordata; Mammalia; Rodentia; Muridae
Gene: Samd7
Product: sterile alpha motif domain containing 7
Biological process (GO): retinal rod cell development; negative regulation of transcription by RNA polymerase II; negative regulation of gene expression
Cellular component (GO): cytoplasm; PRC1 complex; nucleus
Molecular function (GO): DNA-binding transcription repressor activity, RNA polymerase II-specific
Source: RefSeq, a predicted model, not a curated record
UUGUGAGAAGGGAGCUGGCGGCCCUGGGAGACUCCAGGGCUGCUUCUGUGUCCUUAUUGCUGUGAGGCGGCGGCCAUUAUCCUGUGGGCUGCAACAAAUCCCAGGGACACACUUAUUAAAAUGAGUUCUACAGAGAGAAUAAGGCACUUCCUUCCUCUGGGGGAAGUUUUGUAUAAUUGUAUAUCUGAAAGCUUAGUGUAAUUAAUCUUUCCAAGUGUUCUGAAAGUACCACGAAGUUAUCAUUAUGUUUAAAAAGAAUUCAAGUAAUUCACAAAAGUGCGGGCACACAGACACGAGUUCAAUCCCCCCAAAAAACACACAAAACCGAAACAGGUAUAAUAGUGUGUGAUUGUGAUCUCGGCUCUGGAACAGCAAAGACGGGAGGAUCCUGGGGCAUCACUGGUCAGCCCCAGGUCCCCAAAACACAAAGCAGACGGCUCUUGAGGAAUGACAUACAUGUGCUUUACCUAAAUGGGUGCACACGCACACACUCAUAGGAAAGUGUGUUUGCUGGUGGGUUAUUUGUUAAUGCACCUGUCUGAUUCUUUUUAGAAUUCCACCAGAGUCAAGAAAUCUGAUGGCAAACCCAAUGAUGUCGGUGAACUCUUUACUGACAGCAGGACCACAGAGGGUCUCAAUGGUUCCCUCGCCAUUUGGGCCUCCAAUUGGGGACAGAGAUGCCUUGCCUUCCACUAUAGCUCCAACUGACCCAAGCCAAUUUUGUGUUCCUUCCCAAUUUGGAUCCUCUGGUCUCCCAAGUGCAAAUACGCCAAACCCACUGCCGGGUCACUUCUACUCAGGCUGGGGUAUUUUACCACCUGAACCCAUAAAGGCAGUGACCACAAGGAAUGAGAUGUUUGAAAGACAUCACGCUGCCAGGGCAGAAAUGGAAAUGUAUUCUCUUUACCAGCAACGUAGAAUGGAAAGAGUCAAUCCCAAAGGACUCUCUGGUCUGGGGAUACCACUCUUCUAUGGGUCAGGUUGUCUGGGUGGCCCCGCAGGUUUCCAGGGCAGGAGCACACUGCCAGCCAGUGAUGUGCAUGUGCACAGAAGCACCUUCAGACACCUUCAGGGAAACCCUGUUCUGCUAGCAACUAGACCACACUUUACAGAGUGCUGGGGCCAGAAAUACCGACUCAGGAGAGGUACCGUUUACCAGAAGCCUCCAGAGAUUGACACUGAGAGUUUCAAAAGUCAAGCAGACGAGAAAAGCUCAGGCCAGAUGCCCACGGCUCCCUAUGAAGAGGAAGAGUAUAUCAAAGACCCAGAAAUUGGGGUAGACAAUCAGCAGGAGCCAAGGGUCACUGAUGGAAACCCAACUGCGGUCCUCGCCAACCCCCAUGGAGAACCCCAGCCAAACCAGAGAAAACCCUCUUCCAUGGAGGCCAAGGCAUGGGAUGAUGGGAAGGGAGAGCCCUCCGAGCAGGGCUAUGAAGGCUGUGAUGAAAAGAAUGGAGUUUGCCUGCCAGCCUCCACCCUGCCUCUGCCAGGAACACAGGAGCCAGUUGCACUUCAGGAAAACCGUCCUUUGUCUGAUAUUCACAAGUGGACGGUGGAUGAUGUGUAUAACUUCAUCAGAAGUCUUCCAGGCUGCUCAGACUAUGCCCAGGUCUUUAAGGACCACGCGAUUGAUGGAGAAACACUGCCCCUUCUUACAGAACAGCAUCUUCGAGGCACCAUGGGACUCAAGCUGGGCCCAGCACUGAAAAUUCAGUCUCAGGUAUCUCAGCAUGUGGGAAAUAUGUUCUGUAAAAAACUUCCUUCACUUCCCUCCCAUGCAAGGCAAGCAUUUGAUCAGCCAGCAGACACAUCCCCUCUUUUGGCUAUUGGUUCCUGGAGAGAUGGAUUGAGCAUUCCUGGUUCCCAGGACAUAAUGAGUCCAGAAAGAGCUGAACAAGACGUUAUGAGAAAUUAAAAACACUCCAAGACACAGAAGUCCCUCUUGGUUUUCUAGAGUUCCAGAUGUUACCAGCCCCGUGCGAGGUCUUCCUGGGACCAGGUGGUGGACAAAGAGAGCAAAACCAAGCUCACAGAGUUUUCUUGGAAGGAUCUCACCCAACAGGCUUCCUGCCAAGCUGAAGCAAACCAAGCACCAAGGUUCUGAAGAAUUGCCCUUAGGAGAAAAUACAAAUGGGGAUGGGAAUUUACAAGCACCUUGCAAGCUACAAUCUGAUGACUCUGUGAGGAAAUUCUGAAGAAACUGAGAGCAGAAGCUGAAAAGGAACUCCUUCUCCUCCCUUCCAUCGCCCAACCAUGAUAGUGACGCAGGUGCUGAUGGGAGGAGGCUGGGCAAAACUGAGCACAGAAAGCACCUUAUCUCCUGCCAGCAACUGCUAGCCUGGAGUAGGCCCGAUGAGGGUGAAGUUCUGGAGUAGGCCCGAUGAGGGUGAAGUUUGUAUUUACCAGUGGGGUAGGGAAAAGUUAUCUGUAUGUAACAGGUCGGAACUAGUGAGAGGGAAGUGAUGAUUAAGGUGGCUGUGUACGCUCCAUGUGGAGUCCCAGUCUUCCAACUUAAUAUUUCACAGAAUGUCUCUAAAGGGACACACACACACACACACACACACACACACACAGGCAACAGUUUGAUCAGAGGGGACUGGCUGGCGAGCAUAGGAAGAAGUCUUAGUUUGAAAAUUCUGAAUUGUGAACCAUGAGAAUGUGUGUCUCACUCACAGAACAUUCUCCUUUGAAGUAAACAAACCCCAGCAGGAAGCCCUUAAGAUAGCCCACAGUCCCACAGUCUAGUGUGCUUGCCCUUGUAUACCCCUCCCCUGAGAGCAUGCUGGACCAAAGAAACCCACCUUCCUAAUGAAGCACACCUUUAGGGUCUGGCAGGGAUCACUCCUGUGGCUUCUAACCCAUUUCUAUGUCAGUUUCCCUCUCAAAGCAGCCCUAGGUAGAGAGCCUUGAGUGACUAGCCUUAACAGUGAACACCCCGGAGCCUGCCAACAGCCUCCUGCCUUUCUGGUAUGUGAAAACGCCGUCCACAGCCUAAUGCCAGCUCACAAGACCUUGGUCCAGGCUCCCUGCUAGGUCCUUGACCACCGAACUGUUGUCACAUGCAAACUUGUUGUUUUCAGUUGCUGCAGGGUCCUUUCACAGCCACGGAGAAUUGAAACAUAGAUUUAACUUAGUGACGCAGAGAGCGCAGUACUAACUCCGCUUUUCAUCUGGAAGGUGGACUCCCGAAGCCCUUUCCCCAGAGCUCUCACUUAGUUGUGUUUUGCUAAUUUGGUUUUUGUUUUUCCUCCAAGACAACAUGUGUUUUGUCUUAUAUAAAACUUAUUUAUGCCAUGCAUGUGUUCAUGCAGGCAUUAGUGUGAGUUUAGACUUUGAAACUGGAAAGAGCAAAUAGAGUUUGGAGAAUUAAGUUGAGGACCGUGGCCGUGUGUGGUGUGAGUGGAAAUGAGGAUCCUGGGAGUGGGAGGACAUUGGAGGGGCUCAUGGAUGGGCAAAGGGGUGGGGGAGAAUCAGCACAACAGUCUCUGCUUGAAAAUCUCAGCAUCAAAACUAAUACCACGUAUGAUAAGUUUUAAACUAAUUUGUAAAAGCCUGUCAUUCCAUCAAUGCUUGCACAUUUCUAGCUUAAGCUCCUUGUCACUUUGAUGAGGGUCAGCCAGAAAGCAGAAAAUCCCCACAAGUUUCACAUUUUUAUUAAUUUUUCCUAAGAUGGCAACAAGCUGGUGGAUAACAUGUGUCAGGGUUCUGAUUAAAAGUAACUCUCAAAAU